AUAUUAAACAGAACUUCCUUUGACGAUGAAGAUGACGAAAACAAACGUCACUAACUAACAAAAGCGAUUGAAAGAUAAAUUUUGCUUAAAUUCCAAAUAUUAUUUGAAUUUGAACGCAACAUCAGAUCCAUCAUUCGAAGCUAACAACCAUGGCGGAAUCCAAAAUCAAUCAUCAAUCUUUGCUGCAAUUUGCACCGAUGCAGAGCUCUGUCGAUGAAGGCUUCUGGCAUAAGUUGUCUUCUUUGAAGCUCAAUAAACUUGGCAUUGAUGAUUCUCCAAUACCCAUAACUGGUUUCUAUGCACCUUGCUCACACCCACGAGUAUCAAAUUAUUUAACUCUUUUAGCUGAGUCAUUACCUUCUGAAUCAAGUGAAGCAUCACUAAUACCAGAACCAAGCCAUGGAAACAGGAACAGGUGUUCUGUUCCAGGGAUACUUUACAACACUAAUACUGUGGAGAGCUUUAGUGCACUUGAUAUACAGAAUCUGUUAAAGGAAGAGGCAAGAAAGAUAUGGGAUGAUAUUCAAUCAGGAAGAGCUGUGGAGGACUGUUCAGUACUCUCAAGAUUCCUUGUUAUUUCUUUUGCUGACCUGAAAAAGUGGAGUUUCCACUACUGGUUUGCAUUCCCUGCUCUCAUGCUUGAUCCUCCUGCAACUUUGGUUAAUUUAAGUCCAGCUUCUCAGUGGUUGAGCAUCGAAGAGGCAGAAUCCCUCUCUGCAGCCUGUAAUGAGUGGCGUGGUUCAAAAUCAACGGCAGAUAUCCCAUUCUUUUUAGUAACUAUAGAUCCAAAUUCACGUGCUACUGUUAGGCUUCUGAAGGACUGGGAAGCUUGUCAGAGCGAUGAUCACAAGAUCCUAUUUGGAUUUUAUGACCCGUGUCAUCUCCCUAAUAAUCCUGGAUGGCCUCUGCGCAACUUGUUAGCACUUAUUUCUGCAAAGUGGAAUCUCAAGUCUGUUCAAUUUUUCUGCUAUAGAGAGAACCGUGGUUUUGCUGAUAUGAGCUUGUCUCUUGUUGGUGAAGCAUUGAUAACUGUUCCACAAGGGUGGAAAGAUGCUAUACCUAAUGCAGUUGGCUGGGAACUUAAUAAUAAGGGGAAAAAAGGACCUAGGCGUAUUAGCCUUGCACAGUCCAUGGAUCCUACCAGGUUGGCCGUAUCUGCUGCAGAUUUGAAUUUAAAGCUUAUGAGGUGGCGUGCUUUGCCAUCUCUGGACUUGAGUGUUUUGUCUUCCCUCAGGUGUCUUCUCCUCGGAGCAGGCACACUUGGAUGCCAGGUUGCACGCAUGCUUAUGGCGUGGGGUGUCCGGAAAAUUACUCUAGUCGACAAUGGCAAGGUGGCUAUGUCUAAUCCAUUGAGGCAGUCUCUUUAUACUUUGGAUAACUGUCUUAAUGGUGGAGAGUUUAAAGCUACAGCAGCAGUUGAAAGUCUCAAACGGAUAUUUCCAGCAGUGGAAGCGGAAGGCAUUGUUAUGGCUAUACCAAUGCCUGGACACCCGAUUGAUAGCAAGAAUCAGGAUAGCGUGAUCAAUGAUUGCAGACGUUUGCACGAUUUGAUUGAUUCUCAUGAUGCAGUUUUUUUAUUGACAGAUACAAGGGAAAGUCGAUGGCUCCCGACACUUCUCUGUGCCAAUGCUAACAAGAUUACCAUGACUGCAGCACUAGGGUUUGAAAGUUUCUUGGUGAUGCGCCACGGAGCUGGUCCUUUCAGUAGUGCCGGUGACUUGAGUGCAGAAACAGCUAAUUCUUCAUCUUCUGAUUCGUGUGGAAAGGAUGCAAAUGGGAAACAUAGAUUGGGAUGCUAUUUCUGUAACGAUGUUGUUGCGCCAACCGAUUCAACAUCGAACCGCACUUUGGACCAGCAAUGUACUGUAACCCGACCGGGGCUAGCUCCUAUUGCAUCCGCCCUUGCUGUUGAACUUUUAGUAGGGAUUUUGCAUCACCCUCAAGGGAUAUUUGCAGAGGCUGAUAUUAACAACAGUGUCAGUGGAGCUUCUGAGAACCCUCUUGGCAUUUUACCGCAUCAGAUUCGCGGUUCCCUUUCUCAAUUUUCUCAAAUGAGCCUCAUAGGUUACUCCUCUUCCAGCUGCACAGCCUGUUGCCAUACAGUUGUAUCCGAAUAUCGGAACCGAGGAAUGGAGUUCAUACUUGAAGCAAUUAAUCAUCCUACAUACUUAGAGGAUGUCACUGGACUAACAGAGUUAAUAAAAUCAGCCACCAAAUUCUCAUUGGAUUGGGACAAGGAAAUAGAUAAUGAAGACGAGGAUGAAGAUUGUUUUGAAAUAUGAAACAUAACAAUUAGUCAGUUGUACAUAAACUAAUCUGAGCAAUCAUUUGCCCAUGUCAACAGUUGCUUCAUUGGUAGGACAAUGCAUAGAUGCAUUUCCUUAGGUACAUUUUGCGCCGUUCCUUACUUAAAUAUUCAUAACUACCAUGAUUUCGUCAAAUCCGUUUUUAGAAGUUCGUUAUAACCACAAAAAUUGUAUUUUAAGUUAAGAACACCACAAAAAGUACCUAAGGAAAUGCAUUUGAGUUUUGCCUGCUUGUUGGUAUACUUUGUCAAAUGUACAAAACUGAAUUUACAUUCUUUAAUUUAAUUUCAAUAAUUUGAACUACUUGACUACAAUACACAACAUAAUGUUUGGUUUUUUCUCUUAAAUUCUCUUGAAUUUUUUUUCUUCCUAA
Trifolium pratense (red clover) is the source of this 2679-nucleotide messenger RNA. Its product is annotated as ubiquitin-like modifier-activating enzyme atg7. The transcript has 14 exons. The coding region runs from base 150 to 2282 and encodes 710 amino acids. Gene Ontology annotation, biological process: autophagosome assembly; autophagy of mitochondrion; cellular response to nitrogen starvation. Lineage: Eukaryota; Viridiplantae; Streptophyta; Magnoliopsida; Fabales; Fabaceae. Gene Ontology annotation, molecular function: Atg12 activating enzyme activity; Atg8 activating enzyme activity. The record is from RefSeq and is a predicted model, not a curated record. Gene Ontology annotation, cellular component: cytoplasm; phagophore assembly site.